Messenger RNA from Rhopilema esculentum, 1503 nucleotides. RefSeq names its product protein-cysteine N-palmitoyltransferase HHAT-like. Gene Ontology annotation, biological process: protein palmitoylation. Gene Ontology annotation, molecular function: palmitoyltransferase activity. Gene Ontology annotation, cellular component: endoplasmic reticulum. Lineage: Eukaryota; Metazoa; Cnidaria; Scyphozoa; Rhizostomeae; Rhizostomatidae. The record is from RefSeq and is a predicted model, not a curated record.
AUGGCAGCAAGACUUGAUUUUGUUCCAGCAACUUCACUGGAAACGAAAUUACACUGGGGUAUUUGGUUACCUUGCGUAGCUGUGCCAUUUUGGUACACAUACGAGAUUUCAAAUAGGUAUCUGUACCAACUUCACGAGGGCUUUUUCGACGCCGAUACAUCUCUUUUUAAUGGCAGACUCAAAGAUAUAGCAGAUGGUGAGUGGACAUUUUGGAGACAAUUUUUCAGCUUUUACACAAUCGUCUGCAUUAUAAGUUCAACUCUUAGUAACACUAUGUCAAAAUUAUCGACAAUGGCUCGUAAAAUAGCGCUUAUUACAGUCUCUUUCAUCGCAUUAUCGAUGCUUCUUAGUGUAACGGGACUCGCGAUACUUUUGUGCCAUGCACUUACUGUUUACAUCACAGCAAAGACCAAAUCAGUUUGUGCUAUAUGGAUUCAUCUUUUAGCUGCCACUUACGCCGUCAAUUUCGAUCCAUUCCUAAGCUACAUAAUUUCGCCACUCGCAAACGAUGAUACAAUACGAAGCCUGGUUAUUUUCGCUUUGAUGAUGUGCAACUUACGAUUGCUGAGUUUCGCCUUGGAGGCUGCAAGAAUUGGCCGACCAACUUCCGAAUCAAGCAGAUCUAAGGCAUCUGAAAAUGCGCCUAACAUUAUAGAUUUUCUAUCAUUUGUAUUCUAUUUUCCAUUAUUCUUGAAUGGGCCACUUCUGACUUUUGACAAAUUCCAUUCUCAGAUGAAAACACGUGUUCAAAAACCGUCUGUAGCGUCGCUUGCUGUCGAAAUCUGUUCCUGUAUCGCGUACUUCGCCUUGAUCGAAAUAUCCUUCCAUUUUCUGUAUUCCACAUGCAUUUCUAAACACAUGCACAUUCUUGUUGAACUCAAUUGCUGGGAGACUCUAGGCGUGAUCUGGUCGCUUCUCCAGUUCUUUUACUUGAAAUAUGUCGUGUUUUAUCGUUUCGCUGGAGUAUUCGCCAAAAUCGAUGGUAUGGAGCCCCCAGGACAGCCCGGCUGUAUCUCGAACCUUUAUACUUAUGUCGAUAUGUGGCGAUAUUUCGACAAGGGAUUAUAUGCAUUUCUGCGUCGUUACAUUUACAUUCCAAUUGGAGGAUCUCGUUAUGGAAUAGUGCGGCAAAUUUUGGCCUCGUUUUCCAGCUUUGCAUUCGUUGGAUUCUGGCACGGAGGUACAGAAAAAUACAUCGCAUGGGCGCUGACAAAUUGGUUGGGCAUAUCUAUGGAAGCUAUUGCUGCUAGCAUCAUGAAGCUCGAGGUAUCAAAACGGUUUGUUGCUAAAAUAACCCCGCAGACAUAUCGCAGAAUAUGCGCAGCAGGUGGCGCGGUAACAGUCGGCUUUCUGAUAUUAUCGAACGUAAUUUUCUUGACUAGCACUGAAGCAACAAUGAUUUUUGUACGGAGAUUAUUUAUUCACGGUUGGCCUACAUGCCCUGUAUUUUUGUAUAUAGCUCUAUAUUGUGCAGUUAACUGUAUAAUAGACGCCAGAACAUGA